UGCAAUUGCAGUUUGCGGUCACACUACAGCUCAUUCUUUGAAUCUUAUUCCUCGCCACGCCACGGACGGCCACUACCUCGGACGCAAUAGUAGACACAAAAAAAAGACAAUAUGUUCUCGUCUUUUUUUCAAGCCGCUAAAAAUUCGCCAUUCAAAACGCCAUUCAGCCAAGCCCAGUGCGAUGAGGGCAAAGCUGUCGGCCAGUUGUCGGCUUAUCCUGCGGUAGGACAGUCUGGCCCCGUUGUUGGACGUGAGAUCGCGGCCGCAGCAGCAGCGUCAACGGAUUCUUGUGAGUUUGGCAGCAACAAAUAUUUUGCGCUGUGUGGUAUUGGUGGCAUUUUGAGUUGUGGUACCACUCACACAUUUGUGGUGCCAUUGGAUUUGGUCAAGUGUCGCUUGCAGGUGGACCCAGCCAAGUAUAAGAAUCUAGUUCAUGGCUUCAAGGUCACGGUAGCUGAGGAAGGUGCUGUUGGUCUGGCCAAGGGCUGGUUCCCAACUUUGAUUGGAUACUCGUUGCAGGGUCUCUGCAAGUUCGGUUUCUAUGAGGUGUUCAAAAUUAAGUACGCCGAUAUCCUUGGCGAGGAGAAUGCAUAUUUGUAUCGCACCUACAUCUAUCUUGCCGCAUCGGCAUCUGCUGAGGUAUUCGCUGAUAUUGCGCUGGCUCCGUUCGAGGCGGCCAAGGUUAAGAUUCAGACAGUUCCCGGCUUUGCUAACACAUUCCGUGAAGCAGUACCAAAGAUGUUGUCGGAAGAGGGCAUCGGAGCUUUCUACAAGGGUUUGGUGCCAUUGUGGAUGCGUCAGAUCCCAUACACCAUGAUGAAGUUUGCGUGCUUCGAGCGUACUGUGGAGCUUCUCUAUAAAUAUGUGGUGCCCAAGCCACGUACAGAGUGCUCUAAGGGUGAACAAUUGAUAGUUACCUUUGCCGCUGGUUAUAUUGCUGGCGUGUUCUGCGCUGUUGUGUCGCAUCCAGCUGAUGUGGUCGUUUCCAAGCUGAACCAGAGCAAGGGUGCCAGCGCCGGAAGCGUUGUCAAGUCGCUGGGCUUCAUGGGCAUGUGGAAUGGAUUGACACCACGUAUCAUUAUGAUUGGUACACUCACUGCCUUGCAAUGGUUCAUUUAUGACGGCGUCAAAGUAGCUUUGGGUAUUCCCCGCCCACCACCACCAGAGAUGCCCGCCAGCCUGAAGGCCAAGGAGAAGAACAAGUAAAUGGCUCAUAAUUACCGAAAACAAUGAAAGCAAAAACUAAAUCUUUGAAUUAAGGUUAAUUCAAAUUCAAGAUCAACCCAAUAGUAUAAAACGGGACGG
This is a messenger RNA of Drosophila arizonae, 1305 nucleotides long. RefSeq names its product Mitochondrial phosphate carrier protein 2 (gene Mpcp2). The record is from RefSeq and is a predicted model, not a curated record. Gene Ontology annotation, biological process: mitochondrial phosphate ion transmembrane transport. Gene Ontology annotation, molecular function: phosphate transmembrane transporter activity. NCBI's taxonomy places the organism in Eukaryota, Metazoa, Arthropoda, Insecta, Diptera, Drosophilidae. Gene Ontology annotation, cellular component: mitochondrial inner membrane.